Trichomycterus rosablanca is the source of this 810-nucleotide messenger RNA. RefSeq lists its product as uncharacterized. Gene Ontology annotation, molecular function: phytanoyl-CoA dioxygenase activity. Gene Ontology annotation, biological process: fatty acid alpha-oxidation. NCBI's taxonomy places the organism in Eukaryota, Metazoa, Chordata, Actinopteri, Siluriformes, Trichomycteridae. The transcript has 6 exons. The record is from RefSeq and is a predicted model, not a curated record. The coding region runs from base 1 to 810 and encodes 269 amino acids.
AUGGGACUUGAGAAGACAGACGUUCAGAUGCUGUACAAUAAGCAGGGCUAUCUGACCAGCCUCAACAUCCUGAACAGGGAGGAUCUCCAGCAGGCCAGAGAUGCCUUUGCUGAGCUGGAGAGACAAUUUGGUGAGGAGUACACCUCGUACAGCCUGCACAACGUCCAUAUGAAAUACAACUGGGUCAUGGCACUAGCCAAACACCCAAACGUCCUGGAGGUGAUCACGGCGGUCCUGGGUCCGGACGUUAUCCUGCUGGACUCUCGUUUCAUCUGCAAAUACCCAGUGUCAAAACAAAGCAGCGACAUUAUUUCUAACAACCAGGAAAACCAGUCCAGUCAGGAGAGUGAGCACGUUCUUCCAUAUGUGGCGUGGCAUCAGGAUAUGAAGUACUGGGGACUUGAUGGUGGGCCGGUGGUUUCUGUCUGGCUGGCCUUGGAUGAUGCUCAGGAAGAUAAUGGUGCUCUACAGGUCAUUCCAGGAAGUCACUUCUCUGGCCUUCUGCCUCAUCGACAAGCACAGCGUGCGGGCAACAUGCUGACGGUAAAUCAGGAGAUCCAAGAGGAGCUGGUGGAGAAGGAGAAGGCAGUGCUGUGCCCCCUACUGGCAGGGCAAAUGUCUAUUCAUGAUGGACUCCUGGUUCAUGCGAGUGACCCCAACACAUCAGGAAGAAGACGCUGUGGCUUCGUGAUCCGCUACGUCCCCACCGCAGCCUUUCCAAUUCAGGACCCCGAGCGUCCGAGGCGUUUCCAUGACACAGUGGUGGUCAGUGGGCAGGACAAGUACAACCACUUCAAGUCAGAAUUUUGA